AUCAUAUGAUCCUCCUGUCAUUCCAAACCCUUCAUAAAUGCUUCAUGAGUCCUAAUUCGUUAGCAUUUCUCAAAAACAUCUGUUUCUCCCUAAUAACCCUUUUGAAAUCAAUAAUCGAUCCGACAAAAUCUAUUCCCAAUUGCCCUUUGAACCACAGCCAUUGGAGAUGAUGUUCGACAAUCUACCCGUUUAAUAAGCAUUUUCCCAAUAAAUCAUAGUGAAACCAUCCAAAUUUUCAAAUCUCAAAAAACUCGCUCCUCCUGCAAUCCUACCACAAAAAAGGUAUCUCUCUAUUUUAUCAUUUCAUAGAUCUUGUCACGAUUAAUAACAAUUAAAAAUGCCAAACUAUGAAUCUUAAAAAGAACCCCUCAAAUCCUAAAAAGGUACUUAAAAUGAUUUUUUAACUGUAGGACUAAAACAUUUGUCAAUCAAAGUUAAACAAAUAGUCUUCGAAUUCAAAUCCACGUCCUACAAGGAUGUCGCAGAAAGACUUAUUUAAGAAUUGAUUUAAGAAGAAGGUAGAAUUUCAGAUUGUGAUAAUGUAUUAUAAAAUUAAUUUCAAAGUCAAAAGAUGAGUAGAAUAUAAAAAGAAGAGUGUAUGAUGCACUUAAUGUAAUGAUUGCCUCUAGAGUCUUAAAAAAAGAAGGUAAAAAGGUUAAAGCCGACUUUGACACUUUGGUAUUAGGAAAGAAUAUAUUACAGGAAAAAUCAUUUCAAAAGGAAUAACUUGUAACUCCACCUUUAUAUUAACUAGACUACUAUGUAAAAAACUGUUGAACUCAAAAAAAAAUAAUUGGCAGAAAUUGUUUGCAAAAUCAAGGCAGCCAAUACCCUUGUCUAAAGAAAUAAAUCCUUAGAGCUUAAUUAAGAAUAAUAAUUGUUUUAUUUUCCAAUUUUGUUAUUCACUCAAAAUGCCAAUCAUUCCAAAUUUAUUAAGGAUAGAAAAUAAUUAAAAAUUUUGUUGAAGUCCAAAGCGAACUUCGUUGCUGAUUUAGAUAUUGUUAAAAAAUUAUACAAGUAAACUAAAAUGUUGAUUAUUUUAGUGAAACUAUCGACCUAAAGUACCUAAUAGAUGAAUGCGAGAAUUUAUAUACAUGA
Paramecium octaurelia is the source of this 1098-nucleotide messenger RNA. The record is from the annotation of a GenBank genome assembly. NCBI's taxonomy places the organism in Eukaryota, Ciliophora, Oligohymenophorea, Peniculida, Parameciidae.